AGAUGCAUUUGUUUUUAAACAGAUCGGCACUUGAGAGAAUAAAAAGGAGACUGAUUGUAGAAAUACAAUGAUAUGAAGUGUUACUUAGGUCCAUGAUACAUACGUGGAUCCAGAGUGAUAGGAAUGAACUCGGCUGCAGUGUAACAUGAUCGUUGUUGGUCGAUUCAGGCCCGGUUAAUGUCAAACGAGCAUCCAGAAUUUUUAAGGACGUAAUGAACGAAGUGGAGUCUCUUCAUCAGARCAAGACUGAAAGUCUGCUUUCAGAGAAUAAACUGGAAAUGAAAGCUCCGAGUGUCCAUCAGCAGGAGGAUGUUGUUCUAAACCAAUGGUCAGCAUUUGUUGGAUGUUAAAGUAGAAGAAGAGGUUCCACAUGUGUGCAGCUCCGGUCUGGACCAGCAGGACACAGAACUCCUCAUCAUAAAGAAGGAAGAGGAGGAACUCUGGAGCAGUCAGGAAGGAGAGCAGCUUCCUGUGAAGAGUGAAGAUGAUGGSAGUCAUCGGUUAUUGCAGCUUCAUCAGAUCAAAACUGAAGAUGACACCGAGACAGAACCUCCAACCUUCAGCUCAGCUGAACACGUGAAAACAGAAACUGGUGGAGAGGACUGUGGAGGACCAGAUCCAGCAGGAUCCCAAACCGAAUGGAAGUCAGCGGCGCCUGUCGCGGGGCCUGCUGCGUCCGACGAGGAGGACUCGGAAGCGUCCUCAGCCUCCCAGCACGCGCCGGGACAGGAGAGGAGGAACGGCACGAGUCCGGCCGCGGCCGACGGGGACCGGCAGUAUUUUUGGAGGGACGGACACCAAGACACGAUGGCGGAAUUUUGGCUCCGCCACCCUAUCUUCUACGAUAAAGCGCAGCAGCAUUACAAGAACAAAGAGAUGAAGCGGCAGCUCAUGCAGGAGUUGAUUCAGCAGAACUGUGAGAACUGGGAGAAGCUCCAGAGCCCCCUGCCGACCGUUACACAAGUGGAUGCACAUUUGCGUAACAUGCGAACCCGAUUUGUGAAGCUGCUGAAACGCAAAUCUGCCGAGCCUGGGCUGUUACUGUCCUACACGGACCUGAAGAUCUGGGAGCGGUACCACUUCCUCAGCCCGUACAUUCAGCGUGGCAGGACCUCGGCAACGCACCCUGUUCCUGGUGACCAGCCUGGAGGUGAUGCUGCUGCUGCUGCUGCUGAGGGAGAUGCUGAUGACAAGACUCKGCUGUGGAGUCAGCAGCCCUCCACCUCCAAGAUCCGGACCAAAAAGAAAGGAAAGAAGAAACCCAGAAGACCAGUCACUUCGCUGUUAUCGUCCUCGCUCCUGGACAGCGAGGACAUAUCAAAGAUGGAGAUUCUGCAGCAGGCCAAGAACCUGAUCUGCAACAUCAGGAGCCCGACACGGAGCGACCACGAGCGGCGGGUCCGAGACUUCAGCCGGUACAUGGAGUCCGAGAUGCUUCGGAUCCCGGAGUCUUCGUGGGACGAGUGUAGUUUCGCCAUAAUGAAYGUGAUCCGAGGGUUCAAGGCUGCUCAGCAACCGGGUCAGCUGGCCGUGUCGCAGCAGCCGGYCUACCAGCAGAGUCAUGGAGGCCGGUACCUGCAGCAGGGAGAGUAUCACUCACAGCAGAGUGGUACGUUUUAGCCGYAGAGUGGUCAAGAUGGUGAUCAUCAUGGUCAGCACUUCUGGACCCGACAAUGAACUCCAGUUUGGGUCUGGACACUGGGUCAACACCAGUUGGACACGCCCCUCGUGAUGCCCGCCGCAUCAGCCGGUGCAAACAUCUGUUAGAACUAAAGACAGGACCAGAAGCUGGAAGUUGAAGCCACAAAGACUGAGUGGCCCCAAGWAGGCUGGCUGCAGUACAUUUUUUAAGUUACUCCAUAAAAGCAAAUGAAGCAUUUUCUUGUCUCCAGUUCUUAGACUCUUGACUCUAAAAAUACAACACGGCAGCACCCAAAAAUAUUAGCAUUUUAGCUCCUGUUUCCUGUUCUCCAUCCGACUGUGGAAGUCAGACAGGAGCUGUUUGUGGUCAAAAAGUAAACAGCCGCUGGUUUAGGAUUAUUUUUGUUUUAAACCAAAGAGUCACUCAAACCUUUUAUUCUGAAAAAGAUGAGAAAUAGAGAAAGCUCACCUGACAGGAAGCAAAAUGUUUUGAACUAAAGAAUAAGAGUCCACUUGUCCCUUUAAAGUUUUUUUUUUUAGGAUUUUUCUUGUCCUGGAUGGUUGAGAAUCUACACUGUAAUAAUUAAAGUAAAUACUUUUAUAUAAAUCAUCAGGCAGUUUGUGUUUAACAGCUGAUAAUUAUCAGCUUAACACAAACUGUGACGCUUCAGUUUAUUUCCAUCUGUUGAUCAGUGGAUAAAAACUUCCUGCGUUUGUCUGCUUCUUAAAACAUGUUUCAUUAAAUUUGGCUGUUUUUUUUGCCAAAUAYCCUGUAAAUGAGUUGAACAAAACGUGCAUCUUAAUCACAGAAUAAAGAUGCAUUUUAUAUUG
Messenger RNA from Austrofundulus limnaeus, 2472 nucleotides. RefSeq lists its product as uncharacterized. NCBI's taxonomy places the organism in Eukaryota, Metazoa, Chordata, Actinopteri, Cyprinodontiformes, Rivulidae. The record is from RefSeq and is a predicted model, not a curated record.